Messenger RNA from Rubroshorea leprosula, 1012 nucleotides. The record is from the annotation of a GenBank genome assembly. NCBI's taxonomy places the organism in Eukaryota, Viridiplantae, Streptophyta, Magnoliopsida, Malvales, Dipterocarpaceae.
AUGAAAAGACAAACGACAAUUUAGUGAGAUGCAUUUGAUGGCAUCUUUUAAUGUGUCAUUUAGUGAGAUGCAUUUGGUGGCAUCUUUUAAUGUGUUUUCUUCUUCGGUAGUCGCUUUUUUCUGCUUGAACUUGAAGUCUAACCUUUAUGUAACAAGGAUGAUCAUAAUGAGUUUUGCAUGCUUUCCUCCUUAAUGGGAUCUCUCUCAUUUGUAAUUAUGUAGGUGAAUGAUGGGAUUGUGUGCAGGUUGGUUGACUGAAAAUGAAAUUGGAUUUGUUCUGAGCUAUGUUCUUUGUUGCAUUUUUCCGUUGUGAAAGAGGUUUAUUAUCAUUUCUGUGUUUCUACCUAAUUCAGUAGGACUUCUAUGCCAUAUUUAGCUAUUUUCUAUUUAUUAUACUUUAAAAAGUUGAGGAAAAAAGGUGUGGUUGCCUAAUUGUUUUAGACGUUUAAGAUUGAAUACAUAAACCUAGAUUACUGCCUUGAUGAGCGUUGAGAAGUUGUCGACUUUGUUUCUAUAUCUGAAUCAUUUUUUGUCCUUCUAAUAAGAUCUCUCAAGUUUGUUCUUGUCUUGAUGUGUUUUUAACCAUUUUGACGUAUCAAUUCUGCUGGCCCAUUUCCCUAUUGUAAGAAUUGUUACAUACAUCUUGUACAUGCAUCAGUUUCAAGCAAUUCAAUGAGAAAUUGUUUUUUAAAAUUUGGUCUUGCAAGAUUUGAAGCAGUUAUGCUGCAGUGCACUCCAUCUUUUGAUUUGUGAUUAGGCCUCUAAUCAGAUUAUUCUAAACACAGGCAUGGGGUGGGUGCCAAUUGUUUGAAAUCAAAACUCUAGAAAACUAGGAGAUGAGAGCUCAGUAGUUUAUGCAUGUAUUUCCAGGACAGGACCAGAGUGGAAUAUUUAAACUUAGUUACUUCAGGAUGAGUUGUAUUUCCCAAUCACAUGAUACAAUGUUUACUCGUCCUUUCCCUUUUUGGGUAGACUUACUGGUUUUCUAUAUCAAUUAAUUUAACUAUUUCAU